AUUGAAAAUCAGCAGACUGUCACACGUGCGGUUAACUUUCCCGAUUUCUAAUGCUAUCGUGAUAUAAAUUUUUUGUGAUACUAUCUCAUCUGCACGCGUUUGCAUCGUUUGGAUUUCAAGGCCAAAAUCAAAAUAUCGUCUAUUAUCUUUCCAGAUAGACAGUGAAAAAGAGGAUCUCCCAGCCGAAAGAACUGUAGUCAAUCUCGAAGUUUAUGACCGCUUCAGAUAUAAGGUCGAUCCGGAUCUGCAUAAGCGUAAGCGGCGACUCGACGACCGCCGCGCCGUUCGUUUAUAAGCCCCUUCCUGAGAAGCUGCGACCACCGCGACGAGCGUCCGGAGUUAAUAACACAGGGAAAAGGAAGUCACGCGAUUCAGCUGCACGGUGAGCUAACCAACAACGACUGGAGCAUGGCUGACGAAGAGACUGACAUGUCUAAAAGGGGCGAUAUCCUAGGGGACAGCAGUGCCGACGGCAAAGUGCCAGAUGAAACCGAAUGCGACGACGUCGAUAAAACCCCGAUCAUCACGUCAACCACCACGAAAAACGCCUUGAUAACGACGCAGCUGGGACCGUGUGAGGCUUAUCCGCACCCUGUCAAAGUUUCAAUCGUGGGUGCAAGAAAAGUUGGAAUGGCUUGCGCUAUCGCGGUUCUGAUGAGACGCAUAGCAAGCGAGGUCUGUCUGAUCGAUCAGAACUUCGACGUAGCUUCUGCCGAAGCCGAGGACAUUCAGCAUGCUGGUAUCUUUCUGGGUUGUCCGCUGGUGGUUGGCACAUCAGAUAUCUACAAGAUAAAAGACUCAACAAUAGUAGUGAUCGCAGUUUGUGAAAAGAAAGCCGAGGAGGAGGUGAAUGUUAAGCGCAACAUCGAGGUGUUCAAGAAGAUCGUCCCUACAAUCGCAAAGUUGGCCUGCAAAGCGGUGUUACUAGUUGUAACUCAACCGAUCGACGUGAUGUCGUACAUCACCUGGAAGUUGUCCAAGUUUCCCUCAAGCAGAGUGCUUGGCACGGGGACUCUGCUCGAUAGCUGCAGGUUUCAGGAUUUACUGAGUCGGAAGUUGGGACUGGCGCGCACGUCGAUCAGCUGCAUGAGUAUCGGCGCGCAGGGCGACACAUCUGUUCCCAUAUGGUCGAGCGUUCACGUGGCGGGUACGAAGAUACGAGACAUAAACCCACGAAUGGGUGAGGCGGAUGAUCCCGAGAAGUGGCGUGACAUUUCCGAAGCUGUAAAUAAAACCGACGCGGAGCUUAAUCGGAAGAAGGGCGAGAGAGGCCCGAGCUGCUGGGCCCUCGGCUUCUGCACCGCUGAGAUCGUCGACGCCAUCGUCAGGAAUACUAAAGCCAUAUUGCCAGUGUCGACGUACAUACAUAGUUGCGCCCACGGGACCGAUAAAGACGUGUAUAUGUCGGUACCCUGUGUUCUCGGCCGAGAGGGUGUGUGCGCCACGGUGCGACAGAAGCUGAACGAUCAAGAAAAGACGGCGGUACAACAGUGCGCCGACAGUAUCCGUAGUGUGCUGCGUGAGUGCGGCAUCCUUCGCGAGGCGAGCGACAGCAUCCGUGUAUCGGAUAUGACCGAAACAAGAAGGAAAUCACCUGAGGUCGCCGGCAACACGGUAACUGUUUUACUGGCCAAACAGGCAGAACAUCUUGUGGAUAGCCAUCGUGUCAAGGUCGUCGUCGUCGGCAGUGCGCCCAAGGGUGUCGCGGUCGCUAUAGCGAUUCUAUUCAAACGCCUCGCCUCCGAGCUCGUCCUCAUAGACGCGAACGAGGAUCUCGCUAAAGCGGAAGCAGAAGACAUCAGCCAUGCGGCGGCGUACCUCGGCAAUCCUAGGAUUGUCGGUACCAAAGAUUAUGCUUGUGCCAGAGACGCAGCGGUAUGCGUGAUCACAGUUGGAAGCCAGUCUCGUGAAGAUCAGCAGCCGGCCGAUUAUCUAGAGCAUAAUCUGAAAAUUUUCAAGGACGUCAUUCCGAACGUCUCCAAGUACGCGCCGAACAGCGUUCUUCUCAUUCUUUCGAAGCCAGUUGACAUUCUGUCAUACGUUGCUAUGAAGCUGUCAGGGUUUCCACCAAACCGUGUUAUAGGACUAGGAACAUUUCUAGACAGCUGCAGAUUUCAGUACUUUAUCGCUCAAAAACUCGGAAUUUCAGCAAGCGCGAUUCAAGCGUUAAUCAUUGGCGAGAGCGGACCGGCGUCUGUGCCAGUCUGGUCCACCGUUGCGGUAAUGGGUAUGCCUUUAAAAGAUAUAAACAAAGAGAUCGGCACGAAAACGGAUCCAGAAUCCUGGGGGGAUUUGCAUACGAAAGUCGUCAAUACCGAUAACGAAUUAAUCAUCAAGAAAGGCUACCACAGUUGGGCAGUCGGAAUCUGCGCGGGCGAAAUUGUCGAUGCUAUCGUACGCAAUACUUGCGCCUGUUUUACUGUCUCUACGUUCGUGAAGGGUUGCCGACACGGACUGGAGAAGGAUAUCUUUAUGUCAUUACCGUGUGUAGUAGGGAGAAACGGCGUACAGUCUUUUAUUCGUUUGUUGUAUACAUCUAAAGAGCAGGAAUUGAUGACGAUAUCUUGCCAAAGAAUUUAUGAGGCGCAAAAAUUGAUCCUCGACAAGAUUGAAUAAAUAAGAAAUGGAAUUAAAGUAUUUGUCACACGUUUUUAUAAUUGCAUUAUUCAGUUGUAAUCGAAAAUAUUAAAUACUCUCAACAAUUAAUGUGAGGAUAAAUCAUA
Molecule: messenger RNA, 2723 nt
Organism: Wasmannia auropunctata (little fire ant)
Lineage: Eukaryota; Metazoa; Arthropoda; Insecta; Hymenoptera; Formicidae
Exons: 15
Coding region: 409-2616 (735 amino acids)
Biological process (GO): carboxylic acid metabolic process
Molecular function (GO): oxidoreductase activity, acting on the CH-OH group of donors, NAD or NADP as acceptor
Source: RefSeq, a predicted model, not a curated record